AUGGAGGACGUUAAACCCUUGGAUAUUCUCGACUCGAUUGUUAUCAAUCCGGAUAUUGUAACGCAGUCUUAUAGCGACGAGAAAACAUUAGGUGGUGAAGUAUUUACCGAAGAAAAAUCACUGGACAAAAAUGUUUGCUGUGAAGUCUGCGGGAAAUCGUUUGGCAAAGCCCGUUAUUUAAAAGAACACGAGAAAGUGCACACCGGGGAAAAACCGUAUCUUUGUGAAGUAUGUGGGAAAUCUUUCUCUCGGACGUCUCAUCUUGCUCUUCAUAAACGUAUCCACACGGGAAAGAAACCUUACCGCUGUGAAAUAUGCGGGAAAUCAUUUGGGAAAAACAGCAAUUUGACCAAACACAAGAGAGUACACACGGGAGAAAAACCGUUUCCGUGUGAAAUUUGCGGUAAAUUUUUCUCUGACAAUUAUAAUCUUGCCAUCCAUAAACAUAGUCACACGGGAAACAAACCUUUCCGCUGUGAAAUAUGCGGGAAAUCUUUUGCCCUUAAUAGUUAUUUAAAAAGUCACAAACGAAUUCACACGGGAGAGAAGCCAUUUCAGUGCGAAGUAUGUGAAAAGAAUUUCAGUCAGAAAUCGAGUCUGGUUACUCAUAUACGUAUUCACACGGGAGAAACGCCAUACCACUGUGAAAUCUGUGGAAAAUCUUUCUCCCUUAAGUCCAGACUUGGACAACAUAAGACAGUACACUCUGCAGAAAAACCCUACGACUGUGAAAUCUGUGGUAAGACGUUCUCUUUGAAUUCCAGUCUUGUACACCAUAAGACUAUGCACUCUGGAGAAAGGCCAUUCCACUGUGAAAUGUGUGGAAAAUCUUUUGUGGAUAAAGGUGAUUUAACACGACACAAAAAGAUCCACAAUGAGGAAAAACCUAAGCAUUGUGAAAUUUGUGGAAAAUCCUUCUCGGUUAAUUCUAGUCUCAUAGACCACAAACGGACGCAUACUGGGGAAAAACCACAUCAUUGUGAAAUUUGCGGAAAAUCUUUCAUUCAGGUUUCACAUCUCGUCUGUCACAACAGGGUCCAUACGGGGGAGAAACGACACCAUUGCGAAAUCUGCGGUAAAUCCUUCUCCUCUCGUUCACGUCUUAUAUAUCACGGAACGACGCACACGGGGGAAAAGCCUUUCCGCUGCGAAACGUGCGGGAAGCAUUUUGUGAAUAACAGUUCCUUGUCGACUCACAAGAAAAUACACUCUGGCGAGAAAGCUCAUCGCUGCGACAUAUGCGAGAAAGGUUUUGUGAAUAACAGUGAUUUGACCAGACACAAACGAAUUCAUUCAGGCGAGAAACCCUGCCACUGUGAAAUAUGUGGAAAAUCUUUCAGUAAUAAUGCCAACCUUGUCAACCAUGUACGAAUUCACACUGGGGAAAAACCGUAUUAUUGCGAAAUUUGUGAGAAGUCGUUCAGAAGUAGUUCCAAUCUUGCCAGACACAAAAAAAUUCACUCUUGA
Molecule: messenger RNA, 1467 nt
Organism: Octopus sinensis (East Asian common octopus)
Lineage: Eukaryota; Metazoa; Mollusca; Cephalopoda; Octopoda; Octopodidae
Product: zinc finger protein 726-like
Exons: 1
Coding region: 1-1467 (488 amino acids)
Source: RefSeq, a predicted model, not a curated record